Messenger RNA from Entrophospora sp. SA101, 141 nucleotides. The record is from the annotation of a GenBank genome assembly. Lineage: Eukaryota; Fungi; Glomeromycota; Glomeromycetes; Entrophosporales; Entrophosporaceae.
AUGAGUGCUACAUUUGGUUGUAAUUACAUGGACCCUAACACAUACAGGUGUGGACGUGGGUGUGAAGGAGAUCGUUUGGGAGAAGGAGUUUGUAGCAUUUGUGCUAAAUGUAGACAACAUUGUGCAUGUCAUAAACGGUAA